Molecule: messenger RNA, 1148 nt
Organism: Scleropages formosus (Asian bonytongue)
Lineage: Eukaryota; Metazoa; Chordata; Actinopteri; Osteoglossiformes; Osteoglossidae
Gene: arl6ip5a
Product: ADP-ribosylation factor-like 6 interacting protein 5a
Exons: 3
Coding region: 137-709 (190 amino acids)
Biological process (GO): negative regulation of transport
Cellular component (GO): membrane
Source: RefSeq, a predicted model, not a curated record
CAAGAUACGGGUAGAACCGAAAUCUUCGCUACAGCCGCUUGUUCCGUUUGUAUCGCGAGAAGCGACACGUGCGGGCGCGCGCCAGAGCCUGAGCUCACAUCCUCUCGAGUGACGAUCGCCGCGAGCCGCAGCAGCGAUGCCCAGCGUCGAGCUCGCGCCUCUGCGGCCCUGGGACGACUUCUUCCCGGGGAAGGAGCGCUUCGCCAAGCCGGACGUGCGCGACCUGGCGAAGUGGAACAACCGGGUGGUGAGCAACCUGCUCUACUACCAGACCAACUACCUGAGCGCGGGGCUGCUCGUCUUCCUCGCCGUGGGGUUUCUGAACCCCACGGGGAUGGUGGUGGGAGGGGCCGUGGUCACCUUGGUUUUCGUGGGCUCUGUCUGGGCUGCCGAGAACAAGGCUGUGAUCAAGGACUUCAAGAAGAAGAACCCCACGGUCUUCGUCGUGGCUGUGAUGGUUGCCAGCUACUUUCUCAUCUCCCUCUUUGGGGGCGUCAUGGUCUUCUUCUUCGGCAUCACCUUCCCAUUGCUCUUGAUCUUUGCCCAUGCUUCGCUGCGCCUGCGCAACAUGAAGAACAAGCUGGAGAACCGGAUGGAGGGGGCAGGGCUCAAAAGGUCACCAAUGGGCAUUAUUCUGGAGGCCCUGGGCCAGCAGGAAGAUAACUUAAACAAGAUCCAGGACUUCCUGGAGAGCAAACUGAAGGAGUGAAGAAGAUUGUGCGAGCCAGCGGGAGGCGCUGUGCUAGACCACCACGCUACCUCCUUCAAAUCCCGAAAGUGCCAUCCUUGCGCUGACCCUCAUUAGCAUAUGCAGCCCUGCCGCUUUCUUUGGGGUCCUUUAUAAAUUGCACUCUGUCAAACUGGAUCAUUUUUUUUUUUUUUUUUUUUUCCCCUUCAUUUGAAUAUAAACACUUGUAACCUUUUGCAUAUAAUUUUUGUUAGAGCUGCUGAAUAUUUGCAUGAUAAUAGCAGAUUAUUUUGAAAGAUAUACUGCACACAGUAAAGAAGCAUUUGUAUAGUUUUGCAGGGUAAAGAUGUUUUGUAUGUUUCUACAAGGGAGAGAACUUUCUUUACUGUAUUGCCUGCAAAAUGCUAGUACAAACUAGUAUUUGCAUUACCGUGUCAAACACACAAGUAAAUACUGAGUG